AUGGGCUCCCGGCUGAGCCGGCAGAGCAGCCUGGAGGAGGAGAGCGGCGAGGAGCCCUGCUCCGGCAGGCUGGAGAGCGGCCGGGGCGACUUCCACCUCUCCUCGCUGCUCCUGCACCCGCAGAAGCUGCCCGGGGUGCUGCGGAAAGCCUCGCCCGCGCCCUACGUGCGGCGGGUGGGGUGGCUGCGGGAGAUCCAGGCCACCAUCCGGGAGCACAAGCGGGAGCACGCCGUGCACAUCCUCCGGCUGCUCAGGAAGGACCUCGGACUGGAAGGAACAUUUCUCAAUGAAGUGCUCUACAAAAAUGCAACUUUCCUCAACUUGGUGGAUCCCAUCUCCCAUGACCUGCUGAUGAGCCUUGCCAGAGAUCUGCAAUGUCCCAAAAAGGAAUAUGACCCCUGGAAAUCCUCAGACAGGAUCUGCAGGCAGCUGAUUUACCACCUAACCCCGCACUCGAAAUGGCACCGGCACGGGAUGCCCCGCAGGAAGUCCCAAGUGUGCCUGAAGACCAGCCUGCAGAAGAAGGUGAGCCAGGACUCCAUGGAUUUGUCAGGAAUCCCCCUGACCAUGCGGGAUGUCCAUCGCAUGGCCUACUACCUGCAGAACAACGGGGACCACCUGACCUCGGUGGACCUGAGCUUCACGGAGCUCAACGACGACAUGGUGCGCCUGCUGCUGCCCUUCCUCUGGGCGCUCCCCAAGCUCACCCACCUGUCCCUCAACGGCAACCGGCUGACGCGGGCCACCAUGAAGGAGCUGACUGACACCAUGAAGGACAUGAACAAGUUCCCUUGCCUGGCCUGGGUGGACCUCGGCAACAACGUGGACGUCUCCUCCAUGCCGCAGCCGCUGCUCGUGGGCCUGCGCAAGCGCCUCAGCCAGCAGACCACGCUGCCGACCAUCUAUGAGGCGCUUGACUGCGACUCUGAGAUCGCCGGCGGGCACGAGGGCAGCCAGCCAGAGGAUGAAGCAGCCGGAAGCAUCCCGCCACGUGCUUUUUCUCAGCAGGGCUGCGAGAGGUGA
This is a messenger RNA of Pyrgilauda ruficollis (rufous-necked snowfinch), 1023 nucleotides long. RefSeq names its product leucine rich repeat containing 75B (gene LRRC75B). The transcript has 4 exons. The record is from RefSeq and is a predicted model, not a curated record. The coding region runs from base 1 to 1023 and encodes 340 amino acids. Lineage: Eukaryota; Metazoa; Chordata; Aves; Passeriformes; Passeridae.